AUGAACAGAAAUCACAACUACAGAACGGGCUCCUUCAACUCCAUCUCUCGUCCCUACCUCCCCUCAAUCGACGAGAACGAAAUCGCCUCUACACCUUCAUCUCACAGUCCUCCAACACCUCCCCUUCGCAUCCCCCGGAAAUCACCCCGGCGCGCUCUUCGCAACAAUGCAAUUCCACCGGCGUAUGUACCUAGAGGACGAGUAUACUAUGCUCCGCCCGUGGCGCACUAUAACCCACCGCCUAGCUACAGCUACAACUAUAGCGAUGCUAAGGGGCUGAAGGACGAAGACAGAGCACCUCCACAGGAGACUUCAACUUCAGAAACUCCAGCUGCAUUCCCGGCUGGUUCUUUUGCUUUCAAAGCAGAUCUUCAAAACACCACCACAGACUGUACUUCCAACCCGUCAACAUGGCGCUGCUAUCCGUACGAAAAAGGCUCAUCAGCAACGUUCUUCUGGAUAAUCUCAUCUACCAACGGCUCCUCGUACAACAUCUCAUCCACAGAAAACCCCUUCGCACCAUCCUUCACGAACUUGACUCUCAAGGUGCUUGACAAGGAUACAUCUCUCGAGCGUCUUCAGUUUUCUUUCUCAAUGAACAAGACGGUCGUGCCAGAUGAUCAGCUCUCGUCGAGCAAUCGUGCAGCAAAGUGUACUUUCGACGACACGCUUUUCGAAGCUACACUGUGGACGCAGCGGAAAAGAGGCGACGAGGCGGCUGGAAAUACAAAGUUUGCGGCUUGGCCGGGCGAUGUUGAUGUUGUUCAGCGCAAGACAUUUAAUGGAGGAUCACCAAAUUGUGUCGACAGCGAGGGUGGCCAAGUAGGCGAUGUAAAGUCGGAGUCUGGGGCGUGCGAGUGCCGCUAUGCAAACUACGAUAUUAACUAG
Molecule: messenger RNA, 888 nt
Organism: Fusarium musae
Lineage: Eukaryota; Fungi; Ascomycota; Sordariomycetes; Hypocreales; Nectriaceae
Exons: 3
Coding region: 1-888 (295 amino acids)
Source: RefSeq, a predicted model, not a curated record